GCAGGCUGCGGUCUGGCGGCAGCAGGUGCUGCGGGAGUGGGAGGAUGGCGGCGGGGGACGCGGAGCAAGUGCGGUACUGCGGCCGCUUCUCCUACCUCUGCCUCAAGCUCACCCUCAUCACCUACUCCACCACCUUCUGGGUGAUUGGAGCCCUCGUCCUCGCUGUUGGGAUUUAUGCAGAAGUUGAAAGGCAGAAGUACAAAACUCUAGAAAGUGCUUUUCUAGCCCCAGCAAUUAUUUUGAUACUUUUGGGUAUUGUCAUGUUCCUUGUGUCUUUUGUGGGUGUUCUGGCUUCUUUGAGGGACAACUUGUGCCUUCUGCAAGCAUUCAUGUACAUUCUUGGUAUCUGCUUGCUGAUUGAGCUGACUGGUGGAGUGGUAGCCCUGAUCUUCAGAAACCAGACAAUCAACUUUUUGAAUGAUAACAUUAGGAGAGGAAUUGAGAAUUACUAUGAUGAUUUAGACUUCAAGAACAUCAUGGAUUCUGUUCAGAAGCAGUUUAAGUGCUGUGGAGGGGAAGAUUACAGAGACUGGUCACAGAAUGUGUACCACAACUGUGCAGCACCAGGACCACUGGCAUGUGGAGUGCCCUACACCUGCUGUGUCUCAAAUAAGACAGGCAUUAUCAACACUAUGUGUGGAUACAAAACCAUUGACAAAGAGCGCCUGAGCGUUCAGCACGUCAUCUAUGUCCGCGGGUGCACCAACGCUGUGCUGAUUUGGUUUCUGGACAACUACAGCAUCAUGGCUGGCGUGCUGCUGGGCAUAUUGCUGCCCCAGUUCCUGGGAGUGCUGCUGUCCUUACUUUACAUCACCCGGGUGGAAGAUAUCAUCACCGAGCACAAGCUGAGCGAAAGACUCUUUGAAGAGACAGAGCAGAGAUCUGCCCCUGACUUUGCUGGAGCUGGCUGCUGCAUGUGUUACCCAGGGUGACUUCAGAACCCUCAAAGAGGGCUGAAAAAACAAAAGGGGCAAAUCCAGCUGUUCUGGUUUGUGCUGGCUGUGACAGACUGGGGGUGUAAGGAAUCGGCCAGCAGACCGGUGGUGGGUCAGCAGCACGCCCACACCUCUGUGGUCUCCUUGCUCUCCGUGUGUCUGCAGCCAAAGACACAGCAGGAGAGCUCCCUCUGCGCUGCCACCGAUGCUGCUGUGGUAUCGUGGUGCUGCUGGAAGGUGGGCUUGUGGGGCAUGGAAUCUUCUGGGAGGGAUUGCUGAGCGAUGCACAGCCCAGAAAACUCCCCUGGGAAGAUGGGAAGGUAGAUUUCUCCAAAGGAGCCUUUCUGUCUUGGGAUGUCCUAUUUCAGUGAUUGUCCUUCCCAGCUUUGAUUUUCUUACUCCUUCCAAACCAGAUUUCUUACUGGUGAAUAUUAAACAUGUGUUUAAUAGUAAAUUGGGGGGGGGG
Messenger RNA from Dryobates pubescens (Downy woodpecker), 1401 nucleotides. It is a transcript of the gene TSPAN15, whose product is annotated as tetraspanin 15. The record is from RefSeq and is a predicted model, not a curated record. The transcript has 8 exons. Bases 45 to 932 code for a protein of 295 amino acids. Lineage: Eukaryota; Metazoa; Chordata; Aves; Piciformes; Picidae. Gene Ontology annotation, cellular component: membrane.